Hibiscus syriacus is the source of this 481-nucleotide messenger RNA. RefSeq names its product calmodulin-like protein 3. Bases 1 to 462 code for a protein of 153 amino acids. Lineage: Eukaryota; Viridiplantae; Streptophyta; Magnoliopsida; Malvales; Malvaceae. The transcript has a single exon. Gene Ontology annotation, molecular function: calcium ion binding. The record is from RefSeq and is a predicted model, not a curated record.
AUGGAAGGACCAGAACCAACUGAAAUUGUUCGUAUGUUUCAAAUGUUUGAUAAGAAUGGAGACGGAAAGAUCACAAAAAAGGAGCUUAGCGAUUCAUUAUCAACUCUGGGUAUUUUUAUCGACGAUAAAGAAUUAAAUCAAAUGGUUGAUAAAAUCGAUGUGAACGGAGAUGGUUUUGUAGAUAUCGAAGAAUUCGGGGCGUUGUAUCAAACAAUAAUGAACGAGAGGGACGAGGAAGAGGACAUGAAAGAGGCAUUUAACGUGUUCGAUCAAAACAUAGACGGGUUCAUAACGGAAGAGGAGUUGAGAUCAGUGCUGGCAUCGUUGGGGCUAAAGCAAGGAAGAACAAUCGAAGAUUGCAAGCAGAUGAUAAAGAAAGUGGAUGUGGAUGGAGAUGGAAUGGUUAAUUUCAAGGAAUUUAAGCAGAUGAUGAAAGGUGGUGGAUUUGCCGCUUUGAGUUAAGUUGAUAGAUGAUGGAAAA